Phyllopteryx taeniolatus (common seadragon) is the source of this 2675-nucleotide messenger RNA. It is a transcript of the gene mpnd, whose product is annotated as MPN domain containing. The record is from RefSeq and is a predicted model, not a curated record. Lineage: Eukaryota; Metazoa; Chordata; Actinopteri; Syngnathiformes; Syngnathidae. Gene Ontology annotation, cellular component: BRCA1-A complex; BRISC complex. Gene Ontology annotation, biological process: double-strand break repair. Gene Ontology annotation, molecular function: metallopeptidase activity; polyubiquitin modification-dependent protein binding. Bases 259 to 1689 code for a protein of 476 amino acids. The transcript has 13 exons.
GGGGCGGGGGGUCGUCGGCAUGGCAGCUGGCGUCCUGGGAGAGAGUGACAAGGAGGAAGAAGAAAGGGGAGGGGAGCCCACAUGAAAGCAACAGAACGAGGAAACGACCGCGGCGCAGCCUUUAUUUGAUGCGUUCCGAUAACAACGGAGGGCAGGCACAACUGCGAGCGGGGAGCGGGAGCGGGAGACAACGCCUCCGUCCGGACUGCAAGCGCGAGCGGCCUGGAGCGACUCGUUCCCGGCGCCCUCGGAGCCAUCAUGGAGGUGCCCGGCUCACCCCAGUUGGCGGAGGACGGCGGCGGCGGCGGCGAGGAGGACGAGGAGGAGCCGAGCGGCGGCGAGGAGGCCGACCUGCGCUCCGGCUCGGGCCGAGGCUCGCUGCUCACGCGACGAGGCAUCACGCUGCGGGUGCUCCUCAAGGACGGCCUGGUGGAGCCCGGCGACGGCGUGCUGGCCAUCCACUACCUGGGUAAGAACUUCAUCGGGGACCUGCUGAACGACGGCAAAAUCCGCUGGGUGGAGACGGGUCAGACCUUCAACUCGCCGAGCGCCUGGGCCACCCACUGCAAGCGGCUGGUCAACCCGGCCAAGAAGUCCGGCUGCGGCUGGGCGUCGGUGCGCUACCGCGGCCAGAAGCUGGCCCAGUACAAGACCACCUGGCUGCACAAGUACCAGCCCAGCGCAGACAUGAGUCUGGCGAGCGAGGAGGAUGACGACGAGGACGAGGAGGAAGGGAAAUCAGCCAUGCAAGCCGAAGAAAAGAACAGAAACAACAAACCUGGAGGAUUACACGUGGCAGGCACUAUCUUCUUGUCCGUUUCAGACGCUCUGGCUCCGAGGCGAACGGACCGAGAGAGAAUCCCCGUCAGAUACUGCGCUCUGGGCACCAGAGACGCUUCCAGAGACCCUCACACGCUGGUGGAGCUGUCGGCCUUCUCGGCCAUCAACAGGUUCCAGCCUUUCAACGUGGCCGUGUCCAGCAACGUGCUGCUGCUCAUGGACUUCCACUGUCACCUGACCACCAGCGAGGUGGUGGGAUACCUGGGAGGACGCUGGGAUACGAACACACAACUUUGUUGUUCUUUCUUUGGGCUUCUUUCAGUGCUGACCGUCUUACGGGCCUUCCCUUGUCGAACGAGGCUGGCGGACAGAGACACCGCCUCCGCUGUCGAGGAGGAGAUCUGCCAGAACUUGUUCAUGCGCGGCUUGUCGUUGGUGGGCUGGUACCACAGUCACCCUCGAGGUCCGGCCCUGCCGUCGCUGCAGGACAUCGAUUCGCAGAUGGACCACCAGCUGCGGCUGCAAGGCUCCAACAACGGCUUCCAGCCGUGCCUGGGCGUCAUCUGCGGACCGUACUAUCACGGCAACCAAGGCGUGGCCUCCACUAUAACGCCGUUCUGGGUCGUACCUCCGCCAGAGCAAAGGCCCAACGACUACGGCAUCCCGGUGGCUGUGGAGGUUACGUACGUUCAGGAUAACUUCCUCACCAGCGACGUCCUCAACGAGAUGGUGCUGCUGGUGGACUUCUACAAGGCCGCCCCCGACCUCGUCCACUUCAACCAGUACUGGUGCCCCGACACCACCAUGUUGGAUAAGAUCAAGGGCUCGCUGAGCUGCCACGCCCCCAAGGACCAAGCCUACUCGCAGAUCCUGGAGCACGUCUACAGCCAGCUGAGUGGCGUGCAGUGAGACGUGCCACAUUUCAUUUGCCUUCUUCAUCAAUACGAUGAGGCACAAAGUUUGAUGGUAAUGUUAGUUUUGUUCUUUUAUUUUGGAGUGAAUGUUCAAGUUUCGAGGUUACACGGAGGUGAUUUCUUUGCAUCUAUUACUAGGGUUCUCAAACUUUUUGGGUCCAGGGGGAGAAAUUAUGAGGACUCCCUCCAUGCAACCAUUUCGAACUGAGAGGAACAGCUUCAUUUAGGCAGGCCAUAGCCUUGUCUAAUAGAGAAAAGUGCUUUGCUGCCAUCUUGUGGCAUCUGUAGCCAAUUAUGAAACUUUUUUUUGGCAGGUGUCAUUUCAUUGUGGAUUUUUGCUAUUCGUGGCAGGGCUUGGUCCCUCUAUCCCAAUAUCAUAAGAAAGGGAAAAAAAAUAAUUGAUAUUUUUAAGAAAAGGAAAAAAAAAUAAUAAUAAUUCAAUAACAAAAAUACGUUUAGUUUUAGGAAAAAAAGUAUCAGGAUAGUCAUUUAUUUUGUAGAAAUAAAGGUAUCUUACCACAACAAAGACAUUACUUUCACAAGGUGAAGUCAUACUACGUCCAAGUUUAACAAGGGAAGAAAGUCAUAUUACAAGGAGCCCCUCUUCAUCCCAACACCAACUAAACAUUACCACACUUAACCCUUAAUGCCAUAGGAAUUCUAAAGAUGAAAAAUUAAUUGUAACGUGAUGAUAAAGGCAGAUUGUUUGAGAACAAAAGUUGUGCUAGCUUUUAAUUGGCCCAAAGCUACAGGUAGGGAGUUGUAAAUAGGACAUUUAUGACACAUUAUUUUGAAGACUCCCGAACUUUGGCUUGCGGACCCCACCCAGUUUGAGAACCACUGUAUUCGCCUAAUAAAUUGUACGAGUUUCUUGUUACCUUUUUAUUUAUUACUGCACAUGCAGAGCAAUGCCUUAAGCCUGCUGAUUGCUGAUCCACAAAGCAUUUCAACCAAUACACACUGGAAAUAUUUAAAACACAA